AUGAGAAGACACGUGGUGGGAAGAGAGCUGUCCAGACGAUGGGAGACAGAGAGGAAAGAUGCCAAGCGGGCUGAAGCCAGGCUCAGUCUAGGCCUGCUCAGGCUGGAGGAGUGCCGGCUCUAUCACAUAAAGACAGUGGCCAGGGAGCAGAGGCAGCUGCAGAAAGAACUGGAGAAGCUGAGACGGGACAACUCCAAGAAAAAGUUCUCAUCUUUUAGCAAUGUUUUACUUGGGACUCGGAAGAAGCCUGAAAUUCCUAUGAUUCCCCAACAGGGAGGUCAGAGGCACAGAACUGCUGAACCUGGUGGCAUUAGAACAGAAACUCAUCUGCUCCAAACUAAGGAAUACGAAAUCUCCAAACCUAUCAAGACACCAAGUUCUUAUCCCAUGGACUGCACAAAGAACAAAGAAGAAGCACUUUCUCAAAGCCCCAGGGCCUCUCUGGGAGGUGGACCUAAAGCUCCAAAAAGAAAUUCAGUCGCAGUCACUAACCCACCCCAGGACAGAGAUUCCAUUGACCAACCACAAGGCAUCUCUGCUGACCCCCAGAAGCCUGAAGCCUUCAGCAAAGUAGAACAGGCCCCUGGUGCUACCCCGGGUGAAAGUGAGGUGACAGAAAUCAUGGAGGUCAGCCCUGGUGGGAGUGUUGGCCCAAAGCCUGGUGGUCAUACUGGAAAACAGAACUAUACUCCAGGUAGAGACACGCCUACCUUUGAUUCCAAGGCCUAUACUCUUUACAGUUACCUCAGGACAGUGGACACAAUGCCAACCUACCUGGAACUCUUUGCAAAGGUCAAGAAUGCCCGCUACCUCCGGCAUAGAGUACCACCUGAAUUUGAGAGGGAGCUCAGUACUGGGGAAAUAUUUGGACAUGAAACACGCUUAUAG
Messenger RNA from Trichosurus vulpecula (common brushtail), 888 nucleotides. RefSeq names its product coiled-coil domain containing 190 (gene CCDC190). The transcript has 3 exons. Bases 1 to 888 code for a protein of 295 amino acids. The record is from RefSeq and is a predicted model, not a curated record. Lineage: Eukaryota; Metazoa; Chordata; Mammalia; Diprotodontia; Phalangeridae.